Molecule: messenger RNA, 1648 nt
Organism: Populus nigra (black poplar)
Lineage: Eukaryota; Viridiplantae; Streptophyta; Magnoliopsida; Malpighiales; Salicaceae
Product: mogroside IE synthase-like
Exons: 2
Coding region: 102-1487 (461 amino acids)
Molecular function (GO): UDP-glycosyltransferase activity
Source: RefSeq, a predicted model, not a curated record
CGGACCACACAAUUUGGACGCAAAAGGCAUACAUAUAUGCAGGCAGGAGCACUCCUACACGAGAAUGAAAAGCACAAAGACUGGUUUUGUUAAUUAGAGAAAUGGAGAAGAAAGAAAGAAUCUGUCAUGUAGCGGUCAUACCUUAUCCUGUUCAAGGUCACAUUAACCCCAUGAUCCAGUUCUCCAAGCGCCUAGCCUCCAAAGGACUCCAAGUAACACUGGUCAUCUUCUCAAGCCAGACGCUCUCGACGCCGGCCUCGCUUGGCUCAGUCAAAGUGGUGACCGUUUCUGAUAGUUCUGAUACAGGCAGCAGUUCCAUAGGUGACCUUCUAAACCAAUUCCAAGCUACAGUGACACAAAAACUGCCACAACUCGUUGUAGAACUAGGUAUCUCCUCAGGGCAUCCAGUAAGUUGCCUAGUGUAUGACUCAUUCAUGCCUUGGGUUCUAGAGAUAGCUAGACAGCUUGGCCUCAUUGGGGCUUCCUUCUUCACACAGUCAUGUGCUGUUAACUCUGUCUACUACCAAAUCCAUGAGGGGCAGCUAAAGAUUCCACUAGAGAAGUUUCCUGUAUCAGUUCCAGCGCUGCCACCUCUAGACGUUGAUGAACUGCCAUCAUUCGUGCACGACAUGGAAUCAGAAUACUCAGCUAUACUUACCGUAGUAGUCAAUCAGUUUUUGAAUUUCAGGGGAGCUGAUUGGGUCUUUGUGAACAGUUUCAACACCCUGGAGGAGGAGGUGGUAAACUGGCUGGCAAGCAAGAGGUCAAUCAAGCCAAUAGGACCCAUGAUUCCAUCAGUUUACUUGGACAGGCAGCUAGAGGAUGACACGGAGUAUGGCCUCAGCCUCUUCAAACCUGCUGUCGACGGUUGCAUGGAAUGGCUAGAUUCAAAGGAAACUGGCUCCGUGGUUUACGUGUCAUUUGGAACCUUGGCUGCUCUGGGAGAAGAGCAAAUGGCAGAAAUAGCUUGGGGCCUAAGGAGGAGUGACUGCUACUUCUUGUGGGUAGUCAGAGAAUCGGAAGAGAAAAAACUUCCAUGCAACUUUGUGGAGGGGUCCUCAGAGAAGGGUCUGAUUGUGAACUGGAGCCCUCAGCUAGAGGUUCUGUCUCACAAGUCUGUUGGUUGCUUCAUGACUCAUUGCGGGUGGAACUCGACGCUUGAAGCGUUGAGCUUAGGAGUGCCGAUGGUGGCACUGCCACAGUGGACUGAUCAACCAACAAAUGCGAAGUACAUAGAAGAUGUUUGGCGUGUAGGAGUUAGAGUGAAGGCAAAUGAAAAGGGGAUUGUCACAAAGGAAGAGUUAGAAAAGUGUACGAGGGAAGUCAUGGAAGGUGAAAGAGGGAGUGAGAUGAGAAGGAAUUCUGAGAAAUGGAAGAAACUAGCCAAAACAGCCAUGGGUGAAGGUGGAAGCUCUGACAAGAAUAUUACGGAAUUUGCAGCAAAACUUGCUAGCAAGUUCAAUGAAACCACAGAUCCAAAAGCGUGAAAGCUAUGCAUGGCCUUAAAACUUGGAAAAAUGCUUCUUCUCCAUCAAUGUAUUUCCUCGGUUAUUUUAUAAGAUUCGAUGAUAGUUGUCAUAUGAACUAUACAAUACAAGAUCCAAAUCAUGUUUUCAUGAUGAAAGAAAUAAUAUCAUGUUACUCCCCA